Arachis ipaensis is the source of this 2505-nucleotide messenger RNA. NCBI's taxonomy places the organism in Eukaryota, Viridiplantae, Streptophyta, Magnoliopsida, Fabales, Fabaceae. The record is from RefSeq and is a predicted model, not a curated record.
UAAAAAACGUUAAACCUCUCUAAAAUCAUGUCUGCACUCUGCACACCGCAACUGCAAGCAUCAGAAAGCAAAAGUGCAGCCCUAGUUUUGUGUGUAUUCAUUUCCAUUUUCCAACCCUAACCUAGCGCUCUUCUUGCUCUCUCUGUUUGACAUCAAAAUCUCAUAGUGGUGGAGAAGAGUAAAAGAUCAAUGUGGGUCGACCACAAUUGUUUUUCUCAGCACCUGAUGUUACUGUGUGCUUAUUGGCCUUGAUUGAGCUAGAAGCUACAGAGAUCUGUGAGUACAUUGAAGUUAGCUGAACCAACAUGGGAUAUGUAAUUACUCUGCGAAACAAUAUUUUUACCUCCCAAUUUAUGCUUGGUGUGCGUGGGUGCAUCAGACAAGAUAGCUGUAAUUCAGGUUCCACCUUUUCUUUUGAUUGUUGUUCGCCGAAGAAAUCUCCAUCCAUACGCAGAAUUUGUUAUUUCAAGUACUUUGUUGCAACAAAAAAUUGUUCACUUCGAAAAGGAUUGCCGUGUAGAAGCUUUCAACGACGGGGAAGUGUUUUGCUUGAUCGAGUCAAUGAAGUUGACCAUGAAGAUUGGGCCUUUGAAGGUUAUUCUGUCGGUGAAGGCAGCAAUAGUGAAUUCACAGGACUAGUGGAUUUAAACAAGUCUAUAGACUCCCCAUCUUCGUCCCCAGAUGGACCAUUUGUUGGCAAUAAUCAAAAAACCAAUAAUAUGAUACUCCACAAUCUUUGCAGCCGCGGAAAGUUAACGCUUGCAGCAAAGUUGAUUGAUAUUAUGUCACGUAAAGGCCAAAUACCUCAUUUCCCAUGUUGUACAAAUUUGAUUCGUGGCUUUAUCAGAAUCGGUCUAGUCGGAAAAGCUUGUAGAAUCAUGACCAUAAUGGUCAUGUCUGGUGGUGUUCCUGACACAAUUACAUUCAACAUGGUAAUUGGUGGCCUGUGUAAAAUAGGUCGUCUGAGAUCUGCAAUUGCUAUGGUUGAAGAUAUGAGCAUGAGUGGCUGCUCCCCAGAUGCAAUUACAUACAAUACAAUAAUUCGCUGCAUAUUUGAUAAUGGCAAAGAUGCCAAUCAGGCGAUUAGCUUCUGGAAGGAACAAUUGAGGAAAGGGUGCCCUCCUUAUCUGGUUACCUACACAGUGCUUAUUGAUCUGGUGUGCAGAUACUGUGGCACUGCUCGUGCACUCGAAGUACUUGAAGAUAUAGCAAUGGAAGGAUGCUAUCCAGAUAUCAUUACAUACAAUUGUCUCACAAAUCUUACUUCUAAACAAGGGAAGUAUGAGGAUACAGUUUUCAUUUUGAAUAAUCUUCUAACCCACGGGAUGGAGCCAAACUAUGUGACAUACAAUACUCUUCUUCAUUCUCUUAGUAACCAUGGGUACUGGGAUGAAGUUGAUGAGAUUCUGAGGAUUAUGAGUGAGACUACUGGUCCACCCACAGUUGUUACCUACAAUAUUAUGCUCAAUGGUUUAUGUAAAUCUGGACUUCUGGAUCGUGCAAUAAGCAUCUACAUUAAUAUGGUUUCAGAAAACUGUUCACCAGACAUUAUAACUUACAAUACUCUUCUACGCGCUGUGUGUAAAGAGGGCUUUAUCGAUGAGGGCAUUGAGUUACUUCACUUAUUGGCAGGCACUACUUCUCCGGGGCUGGUAAGCUAUAACAUAGUGAUUGAUGGGGUGACAAAAAUGGGAUAUAUGGACUCAGCAAAAGAAUUGUAUGGUGAAAUGACAAAAAAGGGAAUAACUCCUGAUGAAAUUACGCAUAGUUGUAUGACUUGGGGAUUUUGUCGAUUGCAACAACUUGAGGAAGCUGUACAGAUAUUAAAGCUGAUGACUAAGAAAGAACAAAAGAUUAAAGAUGGUGCUUACAGAUAUGUGAUCCUUGGAUUAUGUAAACAGAGGAAGGUUGAUGUUGCAAUUCAGGCCCUGGAUUUGAUGGUAAGAAACCAUUACCAGCCAGAUGCGAGGAUAUAUUAUACUUUGAUUAAAGCUCUUGCUGAUGAGGGUAUGGUAGAAGAGGCUAACGAUUUGCACCAGCAGUUGGUCAGAUGGAAUCUUCUGAAAAAGGAAACCAUGUUCAGUUAAUUGACAUGUGCGCUUGGAAUGACCGAAUUCUAAGGCUUCUACAAGCCAUGUACAGUUUGCAUAUUCCUGUCGCAGGUGAUUUUUAGUCCUCUUUCUUUGUGACAUUUGGAGUCUCCUGUGUUUGGAAUUGUGUCAUGCUUCCAAGGAACAUUGUAUUACUUGGGGAAUGGGCAAAAAGACCUCCUCCAAUCAGAUGAGGUCUUUUAGUGAUGGCUGUUCAAUCCAACAUGUUCUAUGACUUCAUAAAUUUGAGCUUCCAGUUUAUGCUUUUUCUUAUCAUGGUGUAACUGUAUUUUUAUCUAUUCUAACAAAAAAACAAGAUAUUGGUCUUUUUGUGAUGGCUGUUCAAUCUAACAUGUUUGUUGACUCCAUAAAUUUGAGCAUCCGGUACAUGCUUUUUUUUUUAUCAUGGUAUAAC